Messenger RNA from Carassius carassius (crucian carp), 1030 nucleotides. RefSeq names its product syntaxin-2-like. Lineage: Eukaryota; Metazoa; Chordata; Actinopteri; Cypriniformes; Cyprinidae. Gene Ontology annotation, molecular function: SNAP receptor activity; SNARE binding. The transcript is spliced from 9 exons. The record is from RefSeq and is a predicted model, not a curated record. The coding region runs from base 72 to 902 and encodes 276 amino acids. Gene Ontology annotation, biological process: intracellular protein transport; synaptic vesicle fusion to presynaptic active zone membrane; exocytosis. Gene Ontology annotation, cellular component: synaptic vesicle; plasma membrane; presynaptic active zone membrane.
GAGUUUACCAACGAAUCAUACUGUCAUAUAGUGCGUGUUUGUAGCGGGUGAGAAAUUAAUCUGAAGCCAAAAUGAAGGACCGUCUGGGCGAUUUAACAGCCCUCUGCCAUGACAUCAUCAUCGCUCCCGUGGAGUCCAGUGCUUUCCUUGAGGAAUUGCUCCCUAAGGUUAAUGAGGUUCAGCAACUUAUAGAGAGAAUUUCCUUCUGUGUGGAAGAAGUGAAGCUGAGACACAGUACCAUUUUGACAGAAAUCAACCCACCGAAUUUUGUGAGAGAGGAACUUGAGCAGUUUAACAGUAACAUCAAGCACACAGCCGAUGUAAUCAAUGUUAAACUAAAAGAUUUAGAAGGAAAAUUUUCAGAGUAUGAGAAUGCUAACAGCAGCUCUGUGUACUGUCGCAUCCAGAAUACUCAGCACACAGUAAUUUCACUGAGGUUUGCAGAAAUAAUGAAUAUGUACAAUCAAGAACUGCUAUCUUUCCGGACAAAGAGUAAAGAUCAGAUACAAAGACAGCUGGAAAUCAGUGGCCAGGUUGUCACUGAAGAGGAGACUGAGGUUUUGCUGCAAAGUAACAAUCCAGCUGUCUUUGCUUUAAAUAUCAAUUCUGGCUGCUGCAUGACGGGGCAAGCACUGAAUGAGAUUGAGUUACGGCAUAAGGACAUUCUCUAUCUGGAGGCCAGCAUUCGAGAGCUGCAUAGCAUGUUUAUGGAUAUAGCCACGUUAGUCAAUAGUCAGGGUGAAAUGGCAAACAACAUAGCAAAGACUGUGAUGCACGCUGGAAACUAUGCAGAUCAAGGGAAAGAGAACAUAGAAAAAGCUACUGAUUACAAGAAGUCCUGGCGGCCUAGACUGCCUAUAUUCAAGAAGAAAGCAAAACCAGCAACCAGCAAGUGCUCUUGAAUGAAUCUUGAACAUUGGAUUCUGUAUGCUGCUUGCUUUUGAGUUUUAUGAAAAUGGGGGAUUCAUUCUCCUUGCCUUUUCUUAAAAAAUCCCAUCGUGUCACAGUACUUACUCUACGUCCUGUUUUG